CCAUCACCAUUUCCUUCAUACAUGGUGUUUUGCGUGUGGUACAAAAAGCUACACUUUGGUCUCAUGUGACCAGAUCACAUUUUUUUUGCAGGGUUAUGAAAACUGUAAAUGGCUUACAACAUUUUUUUUUAAAUAAUGACUUGGAUUGAAUAAUGGAUUCCUUUUUGCAACUCUCUUGUAAAGGACCAACUUGUCCAGACAUUCUGCAGACGGUUAAAACCAAAGUGUUUUUUUUUUUCAAACCGAUGGAGCAUUUAGAAAAGAAAAGAUCAUUCUCUAAUCAAAACAUGUUGGUUGUAGCUUGAUGAUGGUCUGGGAAUCCAAUUUCGCCUUUACCAAAAUAUCCUGAAGCAGAAUAUCCAGCCAGUAGUUUGUGACCUUAAGCUUGAACAUUCAUGGGUUAUGCAGACAGACGUUCAUCACUGAACGGCUUGAACAAAGUGAAUGAAGGUGAGGCGUUUUCUAGUCAAAGUACUGACUUAAAUUUGACUGUGACCUUAGCAGAUCAUUAAUGCUCAAAAAUCCUCCAAUAUGGCUGAGCUAUCUAUUCCUCCCACGAUUUAUGAUAUGUUGUUUCAAAUGCUUCAUGGCAUUGAAGUUGCAAAGCCAGUUAUAUCAGGAUUGGAAGGCUAUCAGUUUGCACAUAUGUAAGAAAAGGUUCAGUAACUUUUACCCACUUAAUAAAUGAAGUAAUUGGAAAGCUAAAGUUUGCAAUUUCUAAAGUAACCAUUUUCUGUUAUUAAAAUAUGCUUGGUGAUCUGAAACAUUUAGUUGUGGCAGAAAAGGAAAAAAAGAAGAAAAGAGUACACCUUAUUUUAUAAGAAUUGUUAGUAAUUCAAUUUAAGAAAAUUUUGCAUUUGCAUUUAAAUUUUUCUAAAAUGUUUUAGUUUUUAUUGUUACAGUUGUACAUUUCCCAACUUGUUCUCUGUUGAAAGCGUUAAACGACGCCAUCUGGUGGUUAAGUAUAUACAAUUACAUAAUGGUCACGUCGUGCUUCUGCAGCGUAAUCCAAUCAUUUCGAGCUGAAACAUCUAUUCAUGCAUCCCCAAAGUAACUCAAACAUAUUUUUUUUGUUAAUAUAGCAAUACUAAAGAGAAUAAAUACAAUAAUUUAUAUGAUGUAACUCAUGAUUGUAACAUAUUUUUUGUUCAAAUACAUAUGAAGCUGCAUUAACCUCUUAACAGUCACAUAAAAAAGUGCAGUCAUGAGGACACACGCGCAUCUUCAUGAUGCUGAAGAGCAUGUUCUCUACAGCUUCAGAUAAAGAAGGAAAAUCUACUUUUCUAUUCAUAGCAUCUGGGAUAUAAACCUCUCCCCACUCUAUUUAAUCUGUGUUGUAGUCGGCCCCAAACAACAAAAAGUCUGUUGAAAAGUCUAAUUUUUCCCUCCUACAUCUUUUUGCAUUAUGUUAGUUUAGUUAGCAUGCACAGCUCUAAUACACAAUGCAACAAAAAGUAUAAGUAGAAUCUCAAGUGCUUCUGUGGUAAACAGGUUACCCUUACAACUGCUCCGCCUAUCGUUUCAUUCCUAAGAAAACAAGGUCAGGUAUUCAAAGGACUUGUUUUUUAGAAAAGGAAACAACCUGAACACACUGUAUAGUAUUGUUUUCUCCUUUAAAGGUGUGGGCGGAGAGUAGAGUGCAGAGUUAAGUUUCACUGACACCUCCCUUUCUAGACUCACAAACUGCAGAUCAGCCGUGUUGCAGUCCUGAGAGGUGCUCUCGGUUGGGAUCUUAGUGCGUAUAUUGUUGUCUUUUUCCGACUCUUGUGGAUGUGGCUGCCAUCAAUGACGAACCAAAGUAGGACACUCUGGGAAACUUGUACGAUAGGUCUAUUCCUUUCCCAAACCUCUCUGACCACUGAAAAGGAUAUAAGCCACUUGGACUUCUCUUUCCCUCGUAUGUCUGUGAAUUUUCAUACAACAAAUAAGAAUUUUCAUCAAGUGCAGAGAUGGCAAAGUUGCACAAACUCUAUGUAGUACUACUAACAGCUCUAGCACUGUGGAAACGUUGUCUGGCAGAAUGGAACGCCACCGAUGGGUCCUCCAACCAAACCACAUCUGUAUGUCGAGACAACUGCACAGCAGAAAAAGACACAGAACAAUCGAAUGGUCACUACUCAGAAUGUCCUAAGGAGCUGCUUCAUUACUGUAUCCAUGGAGAGUGUCGUUACAUUAAGGAACAAAAGGCACCAUCCUGCAGGUGUCACAACAAUUACAACGGCGCCAGGUGUGAAUAUGUGACGUUGGACUGGCAAAUAGGUGGCAGAGGACAAAUCAUAAUAGGCUGCGCCAUUGCAGUGCUUCUGCUCUUGAUGAUCCUCGUUAUUUCCAUCUGCGUCUGUUCACAUUGCAGGUGCAGAAUGUGGGGACAGAACAGAAGACAGACGGAGCGUAGAAACGGAACAGAGAAACGCAGCAUGCUGAGUCCACCAGAGUCAACAGAACUGACACGUAUCGACUCAGUUUGAAGACCCUGUCAGGGAUGCCUUUAGGCAUCACAUGUUUACACACAGGGCCGCUUCUGGCCGCAGGCUCACAGUAAAUGCAGGAGGCCUCAGCAUCGGUCCCUGGUCAGCAUCGAGGCCGAUGAGUAACACCGCUUCACAGGAAAAUAUGUCAACCUGUGACAGAAGCUCAGAAGAUUUCUUUUGUCCUGGUGACCUGCUGUGUUUGGAACAUUAAACAAGCUUAUGGGAGCAAAAAACAAGAGGAAGAUGCCCUCCUGGAUUUAUGAUAAAUAUGAAUUUGGGAAGAGUGUUCAGCUGCCUGGGUGCUGGAAAGGAUGCUUUUGUUUUAAAAGUUGUGGAGCAACAGACAUGGCCUUUUGCCGAGUGCUGCUGAUCACGCAGCACUAAAUAAAUUGUUGCUAUGUUGGAAAAAGCUCCGAGGCGAGUUGGCAGCCAAUGACAACACUCCGUCAGGUCGGCUUGGAACCGGCAUCUGCAGGAGACGCAUCAACACUGUGAGAUGAGAGGAAAGCAACUGUCCUUUUAGGGAAACUGAGCUACAGAGAUCAACCUUUAUACAGAUUGUAACACAACCACAGCAGCAGGCUUGUUUAUUGCUUGACUAGCUUUUAUGUGCCACAUAAUGAUCAGUUAUCACUUUCAACUUAUCACUACAGAGCCAUGUCUCCACGUAUGCUCGCAGACGAUAUUGUUACUCAUGUUCAUGACCAGUUCAAGGAGAGGCCCAUUAAGGUUGGAGCUACAUUAGCCACACGGUUCAAAAAGGACAAGCAGAUCUUGUGCUGGAAGUCUUUUUUUAUCUGUUGGGGUUUUUAUAUUUGGAGUCGAGGAGCAUGCAGACUACAGAACAGAACAGCUGAGUCUGUGUGCAAGGCCUGACAGUGCUGCUCUGUUUCACAGCUGCCAAACCUUCACUGAGAUUUCAGAAUGUAACUAUGUAGACAUAAACUCGGAGUCAGGUAAAUCUGCCUCUGUCAUUUACAUCACUUAUCAAUAAACAUGCUGUUGUUUACUUUA
This is a messenger RNA of Xiphophorus couchianus (Monterrey platyfish), 3485 nucleotides long. It is a transcript of the gene btc, whose product is annotated as betacellulin, epidermal growth factor family member. Lineage: Eukaryota; Metazoa; Chordata; Actinopteri; Cyprinodontiformes; Poeciliidae. Gene Ontology annotation, molecular function: growth factor activity; epidermal growth factor receptor binding. Gene Ontology annotation, biological process: positive regulation of cell population proliferation; epidermal growth factor receptor signaling pathway; positive regulation of mitotic nuclear division. The coding region runs from base 1950 to 2468 and encodes 172 amino acids. The record is from RefSeq and is a predicted model, not a curated record. The transcript has 5 exons.